AAAAACAUUCAGAUAUUAGGAAAGAAAGAAGUUCACAAAACUAUUAACUAAAAAUAUUUUCAUAUCAAGUUAUAAAAAGAAAGCUUAAAAAUGAAUCCUUUUGGCUAAGGUAACUUUUAAUCUCAAUUUUAGAAACCUACUUAACCAAAUGUUUAGCCCCCUUAAAAUAACUUCAAUGGUAAUUAACCUCCUAACAACUUUGGCUAGAAUAAUAAUUAGGGAUUUAAUAAUAAUAAUAAUCUUCAAAACCAAAACCAAAACAGAAAUCAGUAAAACUAAUUUGGGAUGUAAAAUAACAUGUAAUUACCAAUGAAUCAGAAUCAACCAAAUGGAAAUAAUCAAAUGGGAUUUCCUAAUAAUAUGACCAUGUAAUAAAACAUUAACUAAAACAGAUUUUCAAACUAGUAAGAGGUGAGCAAUGUUAAUCCUAAUAAUUAAAGUAAUAAUAUCAAUAAUAACUAUAAUAUUCCUACUCAAAAUUAAUAAUUCAACAACAAUAAUAUUGCUUAAAACUAGUAGUUUGGUAUGUAGCUACCUAAAAAUUUGAUAAUGCCUCCUCAGGUUCAAUUUGGGAUGAAUUAAUAAUAAACCAUGGGAAAUCCUGCAAGCAAUGGCUUACCUGCAAAUAUAGGUAAUCCAAAUAACAUGGUACCUCCAAAUUAGAAUUUGGUUGGAUAAUAAUAAAUGUAGAGUAAUAGCCUAAAUAAUAAUUAAACUUAAUUUAAUCCUAGGGGAAAUAAUAAUCCUACAAUUAUGCCUCCAAAUAUAAAUAAUUAACAAAUGUAGCCCCCUGCUAAUAUGAAUCAAAAUUAAACAAAUUAAUCCAAUUUUAACAACAUGCCACAACAGAAUACUAGUUUAGGGAAUUAUCCUACCUUUCAAAACAAUGCAAAUACAAAUAACCAACAAAAUACUGCUAAUGGAUAAAAUAAACAAAUUUUAACCACACCUCAAGGAACAACUAAUAAUCAAAUUAAUACUAACCCUCAAAAUAACUAACCUAAUAAUCUGAAUCACAAUAUUUAACCACCAUAAUUACCUAUGAAUCCGAAUUUUAAUCCUAAUAUAGCUCAAAACAAUUAGAAUGUAAAGCCCAUUGUAUAAGAUAAUAACAAUAUACCAAAUAGAUAACCUAAUAAUUUUAAUUAACCAUCUCAAGUCCCUCAAGGUUAGUUAAAUAAUGUAUAGAAUCAAAAUAGUAAUUAAAUAGCACAUUAAAUUGGUUAAGGAAUGGCGAAUAACUAAAGAUAAAUUAAUUAGUUUGGAGUAGGAAAUAAUAUGGCAAAUCAAAACCAGCCAAAUAUCCCAAAUCAAAUAAAUGCAUAAAAUAAUAAUGGACCAUUCAACAAUGGUAUUAAUAACAUGGGCAUGGGUUAAAACCAAUAGUAGCAAAUGAGAAAUAUAAAUAAUAAUGGUUAAGCUCAAGCUUAAUAAUAGUAAUAAAUUACUAAUUACUAACAACCUAAAUAAUAAUAAUAAAUGAAUUAAUAGGUUGUUCCAUAAUAAAAGAAAUAUAUUUACCCUAUAUGCCACUUUGAUCAUUCUUAUGAUAGUUUUACCAAUGAUAAAUGUUCUAAUAAAAAGUUUAAAUUGGGUUGUGGGCAUGAAGUCUGUUUAGAAUCAAUGAGAGCAUACCUAGAAAAGAAAAUAUUGGAAAAAGAUUAAAACAGAUUUGAGACUGAUGAAAAUUUCCCAAAUUUUAAGAUUAUCUGUCCUUUUUAUGUUGGCCCAUAAGAAACAAAAAGUGAUGUGAAAUUCGUAGGUGAAUAAGAAUAGUAGAAUAAUAAUUAAAAACAAUAGGAUGAAGUUAAAUUUGAAUAUGAGGAAGACGUUAGCAAUUUCAGGAAGUGCGAGUAUAUUUUAUAACAAUAAGAUUUUUAGUAGUUUAGAAAAAUGGAUUUGGGAGACGGCACAAAAGGAAGUAUAUUCGCCAAUUUUAGUUUCGCUUUUUGA
Molecule: messenger RNA, 1953 nt
Organism: Tetrahymena thermophila SB210
Lineage: Eukaryota; Ciliophora; Oligohymenophorea; Hymenostomatida; Tetrahymenidae
Exons: 1
Source: RefSeq, a predicted model, not a curated record